AUGCAACAUACUGCACCCGCAAAAUUCGUCGAAGCGUUGCAAGGUUCUGGUUGCUGGGAGGAGGAAUGGGGAUUUGUCAUUUACCGGGCUACGUUUGAGGAUGACGAUGCAUGGGAGAAGUUCAAAGAGACCUUCCACAGCUUAACAGAAGAAACGUUCAGUGAUGCGCUCCGAACGUAUUCUAACCAAGAUGAGAUGCGCGUUGCGCAACGCUUUUGGAAAUGCAGGUUUAUCGAUGACAGAGCUCUGGAAGGCAAAGACAUAGAGAAGAUUCGCGAGCAUUACGAAGCUUUGCGGGGAGAGCUGACCUGGGGCUUGCAACUCGGUAUAUGUCUUGUUGCAACGAAGGAUGUCCUUGAUUCCGUCAAAAACUACCCUCCCUUAAGCGAUGACACGGGUCGUUCCACAACCAGAAAUCACCCAUUUGUCAAGGUUCUGUAUCGGUCGUCACUUGUAGAUGAUGUUUGGCUGGAUGAGGAAACCGACGAACAAAGCGGGUACCUGAUUCAUGAUAGUCCGAAGCUGUUCAAUGCCGCAAUAUAUGGUUUGAUAGAUGAGUUGUUUCCUAUCGUGGCACGAGCGGAUGUGGCUACGGAUAAGCUGGACCCUGGCGAUGAUAAGAAGGUUUGGGUAGCUGCUGGGUGGGAGCAGGAUAUUGCUGGAGGUAGCGGUUGA
This is a messenger RNA of Dothidotthia symphoricarpi CBS 119687, 675 nucleotides long. RefSeq lists its product as uncharacterized. The coding region runs from base 1 to 675 and encodes 224 amino acids. The transcript has 2 exons. The record is from RefSeq and is a predicted model, not a curated record. NCBI's taxonomy places the organism in Eukaryota, Fungi, Ascomycota, Dothideomycetes, Pleosporales, Dothidotthiaceae.